This is a messenger RNA of Nannochloropsis gaditana CCMP526, 117 nucleotides long. RefSeq lists its product as uncharacterized. The transcript has a single exon. Gene Ontology annotation, molecular function: ATP hydrolysis activity; chromatin binding; ATP binding. Gene Ontology annotation, biological process: positive regulation of transcription by RNA polymerase II. The record is from RefSeq and is a predicted model, not a curated record. The annotation marks the transcript as partial. Gene Ontology annotation, cellular component: nucleus.
UGAUCGAGUACCCCCUCAAAUACCCGGAGGUAUACGCGUAUCUUGGGGUUGAACCUCCCCGUGGGAUCCUUCUGCACGGGCCGCCGGGGUGUGGGAAAACCUUGUUGGCGAACGCCG